UUAAGUCAGUUCAAACUGUUAGUGGUUCUACUUCACACUGCUCACGCGUUUAGUUGACUCGGGUCCGUCAAAUUAAGCAGCGCGAGCGCGGACGCGUUACAUCAUCAGCGCACCUUAACGCAGGUGACAGGACACCCGGAAGAACAUUGACUAUCACACGAGUCUCUUGAGUUUCAGUCAACCCCAGAAGAGCCGAGCAGAUCACGGUCAUGCCAGACCUCAAGAAGAACAAGUUGUUUAUGGUGCUGAUGGAUAUCUUGUGUGUGCUCGUGGUGGCGAUGCCGUUCAUCAUAAUGACCAUCAGGUUCAAGCCGUACCUGCGUGGCGUUUACUGUGAUGACGAGACCAUCCGUUAUCCCUACAGACCAGACACCAUCUCUCACAAAAUGAUGGCGGCCGUUACCAUUUCCUGCUCAAUCAUUAUCAUCAUUUCUGGAGAGGCCUACCUGGUCUACACAAAACGUCUCCACUCCAAUUCGAACUUUAACCAGUACGCUGCGGCGCUCUAUAAAGUAGUGGGGACGUUUCUGUUCGGCGCGUGUGUGAGCCAGUCUCUGACCGAUAUGGCCAAGUACACCAUCGGACGCUUGCGGCCCAACUUCAUGGCGGUGUGUGCUCCAGAAGAUUGCAAGGGCUACGUUCUGGUGAUCAACUGCACAGGAAGCCUUCGCAAUGUGACCGAAUCCAGGCUGUCGUUCUACUCCGGUCACUCCUCCUUCGGGAUGUACUGCAUGUUGUUUCUGGCGCUGUAUGUCCAGGCACGUAUGGCAUCCAAGUGGGCCCGCCUCCUCAGGCCCACAAUUCAGUUCUUCCUGGUGGCCUUUGCCAUUUAUGUGGGAUACACGCGUGUGUCUGACUACAAGCACCACUGGAGCGAUGUGGUCGUGGGGCUCCUGCAAGGGGCGCUGGUCGCAGUCCUCACGGUGCGAUACAUCUCGGACUUCUUUAAAGAGCGCCCCCCUCUCUGCCAGGAUGUUGAAAACGCUGAAAACGAAGACAGCGAGCGCAAGCCCAGCCUUCAUAUCACAGACACAGACAGAAACCAUUACUCCCACAGAGGGCCAGUAUGAGCCUGACCUUUGACCUGUGAGAGCAGUCCCACAGAAGCACUGGAUGCUGCAGCACGUCUCAUACAGACAGCCACACACACUGUACACUGGCUCCGACUGCGCUCUCUUCCACAGGAUAAUGCUCCCAUUUCACACACAGAGAGACAGCGAGUGAAUUCAUCAACUAACACUUAAUAUUCGAUUUUAAACUUCUCUACAGAUCGUGCUUUAUACCAGAUUUUGUCUUAUGCAUGCUCAUAUACGCCAAGUGCACAGAUCACCUGACAUCUGAUGAACCGUGAGGGACUUUAUUGUAAUCCGAGCACAAAGACGAACUUCUCCAAGGGGAACUGGUCUGUUUCCAUGACAACCUCAAAACCACCGCUUGACAUUUACUGACUAGCUGUACUUCUGCUGUUGGAAGCGAUUCUUUAGGCAUGGGAAAGAAAGUGAACUUUUCUAAGUCAUCAAAAGACAAGAAUUAAUGUUUCUCUGAAAAAGAAAUCCAGAAAGGGAAGUCGAAGCAUGGAACAUUUGGCAAAACAGGUCUUUCUCACAUUGUCAGAAUUAAAGUGACUUCAUUAUAUAUAUAUAUAUAUAUAUAUAUAUAUAUAUAAGAAAUUGUAUUUUCCUGUGGCGGUAGGUUUAGGGACUGUUCUAAACUUAACAUAUUGGUAAACUAGUUAUUAUAUCCGCACACAUCUAGAAGAAAUUCUGUAUACCAUGAAUCAUUUUUAUAAAAUAUGACUUUUUUAUGUUUAAUUUACUUAAGUCUACCAUGAAAACUCGUAAUUUCUUCGUCGCAUAACUUGUUCUUAUAAAGAUGCAAUUUUCUGAAAACCACUAGCUAACCGAGGCACAUAUAUAUCGGUAUAUUUCAUGAAAAUGAGUCUUACUAACCGUCCAACAGUAAGGAUCAGUAAAUGUUAACUAUUAGAUUUAAUACGUUAAACAGCUGUUUAUCAAUUAUUAUUAUCACACCUGUGUUUUAACCAAUUGAACGUCAUAGUGAUGGGUCGUUCUUGACUGAAUGAAUCUUUAAUAUGAUUCGGGAUCGACGAGUUGUCUGAGCGAGGGAUUCGUUUAUUUCGUGUUGACCGUGCAUGCGCAACAUCCAAUAGCUUGUUUAGAAUAGACGGCUUGCGUUUAGUGGCCCAUGGUAAAAGUCACUAAUGAGGCAUCUACAUAUCAAUGCCUUAACCAAUCACAUUACAGACAGAAUUUCAGUCAGAGUUGUGCGACACUCAAUCGUCGUUUACGGAUGCCAUAGGAAUGAAUGAGAAAUGCUGAAAGCUGUAUCCCACCUGUCCCAAAUAGUCAGUGACUUCUCUUAUAAAAUUUAUUUUUUUGGGGUGUAAACUCAAAAAAUAGUUCAAUCCAGAAGUAUUGUUUAGUGUAAAAUAUGUUGGAGAUUAGCUGAUAGGCUGUCGAUUCAUUAAAUGAUCAGCUGUUUCCUAUAAAAAUAAAAAAA
Molecule: messenger RNA, 2520 nt
Organism: Carassius auratus (goldfish)
Lineage: Eukaryota; Metazoa; Chordata; Actinopteri; Cypriniformes; Cyprinidae
Product: phospholipid phosphatase 2-like
Exons: 6
Coding region: 210-1070 (286 amino acids)
Biological process (GO): phospholipid dephosphorylation; phospholipid metabolic process; signal transduction
Cellular component (GO): plasma membrane
Molecular function (GO): phosphatidate phosphatase activity
Source: RefSeq, a predicted model, not a curated record